AUGAAUUUGGACAAGAGCUGGACUAAAAUCACUAAUAAGUUUGAUCGAAGGUUCAUCAAUGGAGCAAUGGAUUUUGCGGAAUUGGGUAAAAGAUACGUUGAUAGUCAAGGCAAUAUUCAUUGUCCAUGUAAAGAGUGUGUAAAUGCAAGAACACAUGAACCUUCAGUUGUUGCUACUCAUAUAAUUCAUAAAGGUUUUGAUCCAACAUACGACGUAUGGCUAUAUCAUGGUGAACAUCUGCCUGGUUAUGAAUCAGAUGGAUCAGACAGUGAGUAUGAACAAACUGAAAGUGAAUCAGAUGAUGACGGUGAAAGAGAGUUACUUGAUGAUGCGUUUCCAACAGGCAGCGAAAACAUAGCAGAAAACAUCAGGGAACAUGCUGAACAACAGCACAAUCCAAAUGUAGAAAAGUUAUUUGUUGAUAUGGAGAAGCCUCUAUACCUGGAAUGUGAUGAGUUUUCUGUAUUGGGCUUCUUACUGGAGCUGAUGAAUGAAGAGAAUAAAGAUUUAGAAAAUUGUCCACGUUGCAAAACUAGUCGUUAUGAAGAAAAGAGUAACGGGAAGAAGAAACCGGUAAAAGUCUUGCGUUACUUUCCUAUCACAAGUAGACUGAAGCGUUUAUACGCAUCAAGGCACACUUCUAAGGAUAUGUUGUGGCACCAUCAAAACAGAACCAAAGAGGAGGGGGUUCUUAGGCAUCCGGCAGACGGAAAGGCAUGGAAACACUUUGAUACAUUGUUUUCUGAUUUUGCAAAUGAUCCUAGAAAUGUUCGUUUAGGGCUUGCAAGUGAUGGUUUUAAUCCUUUCGGGGCAAUGAGUCUUUCGUAUAGUAUGUGGCCUGUGGUGAUCAUACCAUACAAUAUGCCUCCUUGGAAGUCUAUGGUAGAUUCUUCAUUUAUGCUAACAUUGUUAAUUCCAGGGCGCGAUACACCGGGAAAGAAUAUUGAUGUAUUUUUGCGUCCACUCAUUGAUGAGUUGAAACUUUUAUGGGAUAAGGGUGUUGAAACAUAUGAUUGUGAAUCAAAACAGACAUUCAACAUGCAUGCUGCACUUCUAUGGACAAUCAAUGAUUUUCCUGCGUAUGGUUACUUGUCUGGAUGGACCACAAGUGGAUACAAGGCAUGUCCAACAUGUAACAAUGAUGCCUGCAGUAUAGGUAUACGGGAUAAAAUAGCAUACGUGGGUCAUAGGCGAUUUCUUCCAACCAGUCACUCAUGGAGGAAAUCACGAGACUUUAAUGGGAAGAGAGAGACUAGGGAUGCACCUAAACCUAUCAGCGGAGAUUAUUGCUUACGACAGUUGGAACGUAUGAAUAUACAUCAACAUGGUAAACAUCCUGCUCUUGCAGGAACUAAAAGAAAACGGAACAGCGAGGAUCCAAAUUGGUCAAAGAAAAGUAUCUUCUUUGAACUCCCUUAUUGGCCUAAGUUGCUAAUCCGUCACAACAUUGAUGUGAUGCAUGUUGAAAAGAAUGUGUGUGAGAACGUGUUAGGAACCCUAUUAGACAUAGAUGGAAAAACGAAAGACACAAACAAAGCUCGAAUGGAUUUGGAAGAUAUGAAUAUACGAAAAGAGCUUCACUUAGUAAAAAAUAAUGAUCGCCUGCUUAAACCCCAUGCUUCGUAUGUUUUAACUCGGGAGGAGAGAAAACAUUUUUGUAAUCUAGUUAAGUCUGUGCGUUUUCCAGAUGGAUUUGCAGGAAAUUUAGAAAAAAAUGUGAUUGUUGAUCAAGGAAAGAUACAUGGACUUAAAUCACAUGAUUGUCACAUUUUACUACAACGCAUAAUUCCUAUUGCAAUUCGUCCUUUUAUGACAAAACAGAUUCGGGAUGCAUUAACAGAGUUGUCUUGGUUUUUUAAGAAACUUACUGAAGCGACAUUGUAUGUGUCAGAGUUGGAAGCGUUUCAGAAAGAGAUAGUUAUCAUUUUAUGCAAGCUUGAAAGAAUAUUUCCUCCAUCUUUUUUUACAGUUAUGGUGCACUUGUGUGUGCAUCUUCCUCAAGAGGCAAUUUUAGGAGGACCCGUGCAAUCAAGGUGGAUGUAUCCAAUCGAAAGAUACCUUGGCCAUUUAAAGAAAUAUGUAAGGAAUAAAGCUAAACCCGAAGGGUCGAUAGCAGAAGGUUAUGUUGUUGAAGAAGCUAUGACAUUUUGUUCACAAUAUUUAAGAGAUUAA
Molecule: messenger RNA, 2172 nt
Organism: Erigeron canadensis
Lineage: Eukaryota; Viridiplantae; Streptophyta; Magnoliopsida; Asterales; Asteraceae
Exons: 3
Coding region: 1-2172 (723 amino acids)
Source: RefSeq, a predicted model, not a curated record